AUGUGGCUGGUGACGGCGUGGCUGGGCGAGUCGCCCCUUCUGGCUUUUGUUCUAUGCAGCGCCGUGGGAGCCAUUUCAUACCUCGUCUACAUCUUGCACUUGGAGCCACGACGUCGGUAUGGCGGAGCGAUGGCACAGUUCCCUGGCCCGAAACCGCACCCGGUGCUCGGCCACAACCUCCUGGAGAUGCAGGGAGCCGGUGAAGAGGGCAGGAUUCUGGAGAAGAUUCAGGAAUGGCGAGACAAGUAUGGCCCGGUCUUCCGCGUGUGGUACGAAAGCACCACCCCGACCCUGUUCCUCACGGACCCUGAACUGGUGAAGAAUCUGCUCAAUGGCCAGACUGACGGCUACGACAAGGAAUUCAAGCCGUUCCUCGGGAACAGCAUUCUGCUCAGCUAUGGCGAUGUGUGGCGGCGAAAGAGACGCUUGAUGUCGCCGGCAUUCUAUUCGAAGAACCUGCAUGCGCUCUACCCAAUCUUCGCCUCCGCAGCGGAGCGAUUGACAUCGCUCGACGUGAUCGGACUGUCCGCGUUCGGCUUCGGCUUCAACCCGGAAGGCGACUCGGAGAGCGACGACGUCGUGGAAGCGUUCGAGUACGUUCUGUCAGCCAUCGAGCAGAGAUCGUACGACUUCGUUUCGCUGCCCAAUUGGGUCUACUGUCACUGCACCGCCGCAGGGCGCAAGUUCACGGCCAACAUCCAGAAGCUGCGGACACUGGUAUACGGCAUUAUCGACAAGCGGCGCAAACAGAUGGCGCAGAGGGGUGCCGGCAUGCGACGUCAGCCCAGCGGUCUGCGCGUCGACGGUCUGCCGACCGACGUCGGGGCCGACCAGCCCGAGGAGCCUCGCGAGAAGGACCUGCUGGACCUUCUGCUCGAGGCCAAGGACGACGAGGGCGACGGCGAGGGCUUCAGCAACCAGCAGAUCAUGGAGGAGGUCAUGACCAUCAUGGUACACACCGUGGCCACGCUCGUCUCGGUCGAUGCUGGAUUGGCGCUGACUGUGUUUGCCGGUCACGAGACCACGAGCAUCGCGUUGUCGUGGACGCUUUACCUGCUGGCGCAGCACGCGCAGGUGGAGGACAAGCUGGUGCAAGAGCUGGUUCAGGUGAUGAGCGAGCGCACUGUCCCUGCAGCCGAUGAGCUCCCCAAGCUGCAGUACCUGGACAUGGUCCUCUCGGAGGUAGACCUCGCCUCCGGCCCUCAGUGCGCUGCCAUGCGACUCUACCCGCCGCAGCCAGGGUUCGUGCGUCGCGCCCUGCAGGACAAUCACAUCGGCCAGUACUUCAUUCCUCAGGGCACCGAGGUCACUGUGGUGCCAUACCUGAUCCACAGGGAUCCGUCCCUGUGGCCCGAGCCGCAGCGAUUUGACCCGGAGAGGUUCACCAAGGAGAACUCCAAGGCCAGGCACGCCUUUGCCUACCUUCCCUUCAGCGGCGGACUCAGAAGCUGCGUUGGUCGUAACUUUGCGAUGAUGGAAGCUCGCGUCCUGCUCGCUGCCAUCGUGCGCCACUUUGAAGUGCGCCUUGUCGAGGGAGCGCGCGUGGUGGCUGUUCCCGCCGUGACGCUGCGCCCGCACGGCAUGCAAGUCGCCAUCACCAACCGCGCUUGA
Acanthamoeba castellanii str. Neff is the source of this 1611-nucleotide messenger RNA. RefSeq names its product cytochrome p450 superfamily protein. Lineage: Eukaryota; Discosea; Longamoebia; Acanthamoebidae. The transcript has 14 exons. The coding region runs from base 1 to 1611 and encodes 536 amino acids. The record is from RefSeq and is a predicted model, not a curated record. Gene Ontology annotation, molecular function: oxidoreductase activity, acting on paired donors, with incorporation or reduction of molecular oxygen; heme binding; iron ion binding.